AUGCUGCUGCCUGGAUUUAAAGUUGAUCGAAUGCUGACGCCAACUCUCAGUUUCUGCCUGACCAUGCUAGCUCGUGCACUCAUUCUCAUCACCAUUGUCGCCCCUUGGUGUGCUUUGGCACAAGUUUCGGGGCAAUUCUGGUGGCUAAAUCCCAACUUUACCACUUCCCUCGCGCAAAAUCGUUCAGCUAAACGCAUCGAGAGCACCGUGAAGCGUCAAGAAAUCCUCCCCGCGGGUGAUUGUUCGUGCGUCCUCAAGUGCCAGUGUAAUGAUCCUCCGGUGGAUUUUGUGUUUGACAGUGACGAAAAUUCCAGAGAAUCAUGCGCACUUCCAACUGAAACAUGUUGCAACAACUUACGCCUACCAAUUCCUGCAAAUUGUUCAUCAGCAUCAAGAUUUACAGAUAAUACACUCGAAGAUAGAGCACCACAGAGCCUCAAUGAAUUUCCCUGGCUCCUCUCACUUUCAAUACAGAGAUUUCCUGAUGUUUGCGGUGCAGCCAUUUUGACUCCAACUGCAGCAAUUACAGCAGCACACUGUGUCACCGCAAGCAAAUAUCCUACAUCCUAUUCCAUAAGAACAACAAUGGGUCAUGAGAGGAUUCUCAGUGAAAUCAUUAAGCACAAUGGCUACUACUCCGGCGGGAGAUUCAACGAUAUUGCAAUAAUAAAAUGGGAUAAAGCUCUCAUAAUUCCUCAAUAUGCCAAUACAAUACAAUUGGCACAGGAAGUGGACAUUGCUGAUGAGGAUACAUCGUGUUUUGCAAUAGAGUUGAAUAGUAAUCGCCCAAGUGUACCACUCAACGUGAUGUCGCCUGAUCUAUGUGAAGCUGUCUUGAAAGAGGGACGCCUAGGAAAGGGAUUUCAACUUCACAUCAGCUUCCUCUGUGCUGUUACUGACUUCCCAGGAACAUGCAAAGCACAGGGUGGGAAUCUUUUAGUGUGUCAAAGGCACGGAGGUGCCCCACUUCUAGCAGGUGUUGCUUCUUGGGGUUUCAAGUGCAAUGAACCACGUAUUUUUACGGAUGUUUCAGUAUUUGAAAAUUGGAUUGAAGAAAAUUUAAUAAGUUUUACUUUUGAAUAAUUUAUAUUAUACUUAAUAUUGCAAUAAAUUAUUUUAUUAUCAAAGCCAUAAA
Messenger RNA from Lutzomyia longipalpis, 1135 nucleotides. RefSeq names its product phenoloxidase-activating factor 2-like. The record is from RefSeq and is a predicted model, not a curated record. The coding region runs from base 1 to 1083 and encodes 360 amino acids. Gene Ontology annotation, biological process: proteolysis. Lineage: Eukaryota; Metazoa; Arthropoda; Insecta; Diptera; Psychodidae. Gene Ontology annotation, molecular function: serine-type endopeptidase activity. The transcript has 3 exons.